Molecule: messenger RNA, 1911 nt
Organism: Vespa velutina
Lineage: Eukaryota; Metazoa; Arthropoda; Insecta; Hymenoptera; Vespidae
Product: trimeric intracellular cation channel type 1B.1-like
Exons: 7
Coding region: 150-944 (264 amino acids)
Biological process (GO): potassium ion transmembrane transport
Cellular component (GO): membrane
Molecular function (GO): identical protein binding; potassium channel activity
Source: RefSeq, a predicted model, not a curated record
AAUCGUAUGCCAUUGCUAGUAGAGGAGUAGUUCGUUUCGGACGGCGCAUAGCCAGCGUCGAUCCGCGGGUACUUUUUAGUACUUUUUAAAACAAUACAAAUUGUUUUAUUCAUUAACGAAGAAACAAUAACUCUUUAAAAUCAAGUAAAAUGGAUCCCGAAGCGUUCCUAGAUAUGGCCAACCAGGUCAUUAAAUUAAAAAUGUUUCCAUACUUCGACAUCGCUCAUUCUUUACUUUGUGCUCUACACGUCAGAGAGGAUUUGGGACCCGGUGCACAAGCUUUUUCACGAAAACAUCCAUUAUCAUGUUGGCUCUCUACGAUGCUAGUAGUGUUUGCAAGUGGUAUGCUUUGCAAUGGAUUAUUAGGUGAACCAAUUUUAGCACCAUUAAAAAAUACACCACAAGUAAUAGUUGCAACUGUUGUUUGGUAUGUAAUAUUUUAUACACCAUUUGAUAUUGGAUAUAAAGUAGCUAAAUUUUUACCAGUGAAAAUUGCAUGUUCCGCGAUGAAGGAGAUAUACAGAUGUAAAAAAGUUUAUGACGGUGUGACUCAUGCAGGAAAACUAUAUCCAAAUGCAUAUCUUAUCAUGAUAUUAAUUGGAACACUUAAAGGUAAUGGUGCUGGAUUUACAAAGCUUUUUGAACGACUUAUACGCGGUGUAUGGACACCUACUGCUAUGGAAUUUAUGCAACCUAGUUUCCCGACAAAAGCAUCCAUGGUUGCAUCCAUAAUAUUUGUAUUAGAUAAGAAAACAGCUCUUAUUUCUGCACCUCACGCUUUGGUAUAUUUUGGCAUAGUCAUUUUCUUCGUUUAUUUCAAGUUAUCAUCCAUUUUACUUGGCAUUCAUGAUCCAUUUGUACCCUUCGAAAAUCUAUUUUGUGCCCUAUUUUUGGGAGGAAUUUGGGAUUCCCUUGCUAUAUUAUUUGGUCGAGGUCAAGCAUAGGAUGAGGAAGUAGACGUUAAGAAAAUAAAUUAAGUAUUCAUGGAAUAUCCGAAUAUCCUUCUAGCUGUAUUAUUUAUACAGUUUUUAUGGAUUAUUCCAUAUUACAGAUUAAUAUCUGUAGCAGAACAGCGAAGUGCGCUCGCAAAAUAAUGGAAUUAAGAUUUUAUUGAAUCUAGACAAAUAAUGUGUAUAGUCGUAAAAAUGACUUUUGACAAAUUGUCAAACAAAGGUAUACUAAUUCUUUAUCGUACGUGUUUCAAUUUUAGUUACCAAAGAACAUCUUAUUUUAAACAAUAUAACAACUAUUUGAUAGACUUAAUAUUAAUUCUCUUCACGAAUAGAGAAAAACUAUUGAGAUGCUUAAUUUAUUCUCUAGUCAUUAAAUAUAUACUGUGUCCUAAUUUUCAACAUUACUAAUUAAUAUUUCAACUAUACGAUGAAAUACGUUUUACCAUUUUUAUUCGUUCAUUUUAUUAAUAUUUUUAAAAAGUAAUUUGUUACCUGAAUUGAAACUUCCUAUUAUAUUUUAUAUAAUACGAAUUGUAGUUUUUGUACUAUUCCAUACAAGUAUAAUUCUAUUUAAGGAAUGCUCUUUUAAUCAUAUACAUAUAAGUGCAAAAAAUAAUUUAACACACUGAGUGAUUCAUAAGACAUAUUAUAUAAAGUAAAACAAUUCUAUAAAAGAAAACCAAAAUAAUCUUCCUAGUAUUGCAUUCUAUGAAUUAAACAAUAGAAUUAAAUAAUAAGAGAAAUGAGAAAACUUUUAUACUAUUUUGUUAGAACAUAUAAAAAAAAAAAUGAUACAUCUGUGUUAAAAAUCUUAAACUUCUUAAAUACAAUAUCGUAUUUUUUGAAAUAAAGUACUUAAGUACAUUGUAAUGUAUUAAUUAAAGAUAAUUGACAAUGUGUGUGCUGUCAUUUGUAUAAUGACAAUUAUGCAUAGUAAAUGUGUAUUUUAUAGAUGCUA